UUGGCGGCUAUUGGCCAGUCCCGGGCCGCUCCCGCCGCAGCGGGAGUUCCUGGAGGCUUGGGCCGCGGUGGGGGCCUGGUGGAGUGAGGGCCAGCAAGAUGGCGGCGGAGACGGUGGAGCUCCACAAACUCAAGCUUGCUGAACUAAAGCAAGAAUGUCUUGCCCGUGGUUUGGAGACCAAGGGAAUAAAACAAGAUCUUAUCAAUAGACUCCAGGCGUAUCUUGAAGAACAUGCUGAAGAGGAAGCAAAUGAAGAGGAUGUACUGGGAGAUGAAACAGAGGAGGAAGAACCAAAGCCCAUUGAACUUCCUGUCAAAGAGGAAGAAACUCCUGAAAAAACUAUUGAUGUGGCAUCGGAAAAAAAAGUGGUAAAAAUUACAUCUGAAAUACCACAGACUGAGAGAAUGCAGAAAAGGGCUGAACGAUUCAAUGUGCCUGUAAGUUUGGAGAGCAAGAAAGCUGCUCGGGCAGCUAGGUUUGGAUUUUCUUCAGUUCCAACAAAAGGUCUGUCAUCUGAUACCAAGCCUAUGGUUAACCUGGAUAAACUAAAGGAAAGAGCACAAAGAUUUGGUUUGAAUGUCUCUUCAAUCUCUAGAAAGUCUGAAGAUGAUGAGAAGCUGAAAAAAAGGAAGGAGCGAUUUGGGAUUGUUACAAGUUCAGCUGGAACUGGAAUCACAGAGGAUACAGAGGCAAAGAAGAGGAAAAGAGCAGAGCGCUUUGGGAUUGCAUAAUGAAAAGUUCUUCAUGCUUUCUGCUACCUAGUGACCUAGUGAUUUCCAUUUCCAAAAUUCUCAUACACACACACACACACACACGAGUGAUUUCCAUUUCCAAAAUUCUCAUAAACACACACACACG
Molecule: messenger RNA, 858 nt
Organism: Nannospalax galili (Upper Galilee mountains blind mole rat)
Lineage: Eukaryota; Metazoa; Chordata; Mammalia; Rodentia; Spalacidae
Gene: Sarnp
Product: SAP domain containing ribonucleoprotein
Exons: 11
Coding region: 99-731 (210 amino acids)
Biological process (GO): poly(A)+ mRNA export from nucleus
Cellular component (GO): nucleus
Source: RefSeq, a predicted model, not a curated record